Messenger RNA from Diaporthe citri, 849 nucleotides. RefSeq lists its product as uncharacterized. NCBI's taxonomy places the organism in Eukaryota, Fungi, Ascomycota, Sordariomycetes, Diaporthales, Diaporthaceae. The coding region runs from base 1 to 849 and encodes 282 amino acids. The record is from RefSeq and is a predicted model, not a curated record. The transcript has a single exon.
AUGUUGACCAAAGCAGCUGGCUCACCACUCCCUUCAAUAACAGAUGACGAGAGACACCACUCCGAAAAGCGGGCUAUAAUAGGCAACGCCCCACUGGAGGACUGGGAAGUUGCACUGCUAAUCCUCGGGGCCCUGUUUGGGAUCAUGCUCAUAGGCGCCGUGGGCGGCAUUUGCGAGGUGGUACUGGCUGGCAGGAUCAAAGAGAGCAACGCUGAAGCCGACGCCAAAUUAGAGGCGAAUGGAAACCGUGCCAUCGCUGAGGAAGCUGAAGGCGGGAAGACGGAGGGCCAAGAAGGAGUCAUAGACCCGGACCGGUAUUCAUGGCAACCGGAGAGGAUGACGACCGGCCUGAGCGACGACUCUACACUGGCUGGGUCAGAUCCUGGGGUCUCCCAAUCGGAUGUCUCCCAAGGCGAGCGGGCGAUGGCUGAAGAGGGAGACUGGUACCCAGGAUCUGAAGGCGCUCAGCAGGCAGCGAGCGUGCCAUGGACCAGCGAGGGUCUGCCCCUGCCUGAUUCAUCACAGUUUGUCAUAGACGACGUGGAUAGUCCUGGCUAUGGAGAAACCCACGGCGAUGCUCAGAGCUACGAGGCCUACCCUGGACACCUGAACCCACCGCCGCCCAUGCCAAGGGACAAUACCAUGCAACAACAGGAUGCAGAGGACCAAUACUGGAACGAAGAGAACAACGGGACCUCCGGCGCUGGUUCUUCCCAAGCCGAGUAUAACGGCUCUUCUGCCGAUGACUACAAUGGACAGUCGAUGAUGGUUCCGCCUGGGGCAUAUUCUGGCGAGGGUUACAGCCCAGCGGUCAUGCCCGAUUCGGCCGACUACCUCUCGGAAUACUGA